This is a messenger RNA of Ctenocephalides felis (cat flea), 5693 nucleotides long. RefSeq lists its product as uncharacterized. The coding region runs from base 270 to 5363 and encodes 1697 amino acids. Lineage: Eukaryota; Metazoa; Arthropoda; Insecta; Siphonaptera; Pulicidae. The transcript has 29 exons. The record is from RefSeq and is a predicted model, not a curated record.
ACUUAUGUGAAAAUAAUAUUUCCAAGUGUUUUAUUUCAAGUUUUAUAUGAAGAAUGUAAUGACAUGCAUUAAUUAAUUGUUGUGACAAUUAUUGGAAAUAAACAGUGUAUAUUUGUUGCUUCUAUAACCUAAUUGUUUUGGUGAACGACGCGGUGAAAAUGUCAGUGGAAGUAAACCUGUUAUCGGCGUGUGUGAUUUAAAGGAAUCACGGUGUAUUUGUUUAAAAGAGUACAAGUUGUAGUUGAUAUUUCAAAGAAUUGACAAGGACUAUGGAUUUCUGGAUAUGUUUACUUUUGGCAGUCACAGCUGUGACAUGUGUGGAGGUUCAUUUCGAGUCACCAGACGGCGGCUUCUUCCUGAAGCCAUCGCCUCCACCGCCUGCAGGACCCCGCAAACGUCUCCAUUCGUCAGGAUCAGUGACGUCGUCUCUGAAUUCGGAUCGGGGCGAAUCGAUGUCGGGCGGCGGUGACGGAUCGAGCGACGGUCAGACGACAUUGUCGAUUGAUAGGUUUGCUGUGUUUAGGACACAACAACCUAUAUCGGUUCGGGCUACUUAUGGGCCCUUUUCCACGAAGCAGACAGUACCGUCCAAAUUUAUAGUGCCGGAUCCUUUGGAACCAAUUCCCAUAUCGGUUUCGACCUCGAGAGAUCCCACGCGGGAUGCGCGGACUCAGUUUGAGCUACGGCAGCCGCGCCACCUGGACAUGUCAGCCCAUCUGGUGGCGGAGGACGUACCGAGGGAUUCUCCAGUUCUUCGAGUGCUAUUCCACGCUGAUUCCGCUUCUCGAGCCGUGACGUCGCCACUCUCGUCGCCUUUAACGUCGUCCUACGCGUCGCCAGUGACGUCGCCCGUGUCCCUGCCGCUUAGUUCGUCUCAUGGUGGUCAGGCCGCUACGGUGACGGGAACCGACGUGUGCGUAGCGGUCCACGUGACUCUCAAAGAUAAGCGAAUGAUAACCGCCGCUUGUAAAGUCGGCAGAGAAGGUGUUUGUUUAGCGCAGGUUACCAUUCCCCAUUCUUGGUGGCCUGCCUUGCCUCCACCUGAAUCACAUGGAAAGCCUUCGUCGCCACGAAAAUCGCCACCGCGCUUGCUGCGAGUAUCAUACAGCGUACUCCAUGCUGCGCCGCAGGAUGCGCGCGGCCCUUGCGAAGGCAGGGUUCAGAUACAACCGCCAACGCUACUGGGAAAUGUACCGCUCGUGCCGGCGAGAGCUGCGUACAAAGAGCUGAGAGCUGACAAAGCGUUAACGAUGUUAGUUCCACAUUCGCCGUUAUAUCCUUUGUCUAGAAUUCAUGUGCCAGUUUUUCUGCAGGUGGUUUCUGGACAAAACGGCGAACAAACUGACAGCAAGCAAGACAAUGAAAUUAAAGGAUUUGUCAUUAGAGCUCGCGUGAAGGCCGGUCUCAGAAUUUUAAGCGCAACCGCCUCGACGGAAGAUUGGCACAUAAAUUUCGAAGUAAACGCCAAACGUACUGUUGCUACCGUUACCGCCGACAAAAAGGCCAAGGACUCUCGGAAGGACAUCGAUAUGGACGAAUCUCAGCAAGAUGCUAACAGCGUUCAAGAAGUAUUUUCAUGGCUGCUAGAGGCUUCAGAUGAUUCCUCUGAUCUUUGGGAUGGUGGUCGAAUUACAUGGUCAGUUCGUUAUGCGAGUGAUGCUGGCAGUGUUGCAGACGACACGUCACCGAGUGAACAUUCCAGCGAAGAAAAUCCAAGUAAAAGAAAAAAACGUAAUCACUUUUUAUCCAGACGUAAUAGUGGUGAUAGGGACUAUGACAAUACACAUGCAAAAGAAGCAGGAACCACGAAACAGAGUCAGAUAAAUGACUCAGAGAAGUUUGGAACAGAUGCAACAGAUGACUACAGUGAUGAAAUUUACAAUGACAAGACGGCAAGUGCCGAAACAGUUACUCACAAAUCUAAGAUUUCCAAAAAUAAGAAAUAUGUUCCUCAAAAAGAUGUCAGAGAAAAUAACCAUGAAUCUGACAAAAUAGAACUGAGAUAUUCUUCAGUAGAUGACGAAGGGCAUGUUGUUGAACGCAAGACUAUCCUGAAUGCGGAAGAUGCUGUAGAAAUGGAAUCUGCGAAGAUAGAUGAUGAAGAAGUCCUAAUGAAGCAGUAUCCUACUGAUGAAGAACUAAAUGUUGAUGACGAGCCAGAAAGAGACGAGAAACUUUCUACUACAGAGAAAUAUUUAGACACAAGCUCAAAGGCAGACGAAGGCACUGAAGGAAUGCCAUCGUAUGUAAGUCAAGAAGAUCAAGCCACCGAAUCAUCUAAUAUCCCAUCCCAAAACAAAACUAGUGCUUCCAGCGCAUCAAGUACAAAAAGCAAAGAUGGUAGUCAACGGGAUGCUGAACGUGAAGAAGGAAGCAACCGGAGAAAAUUGACUGCAAAAUUGGAAAUUCUGAAAGACGAUAUUGAAUCUGUUCUACCAAUUUCUAAGAAAUGGGAAUUAGUUAACACUGCUAUGUUAACCGGUAGACAGGUGUCGCAGCCCAUGAAGGUUUUUAUAGUGACGCAUGCUGGACAGAUCGCUGACGUCACGUUGCAGAGCUCCUGCCAGGCACAAGACGAAAGCGUACUUAAGGUAUCGUCAUCUUGUUCAUCUGUCUACCUUGACGGCUCUGAAUCUAGGGGCGCAAUAUCCGCCUCGAUAGUCGUGACCUAUGGCCGACGCGUGGGUCGCGCUCGCUACCGCGUUUGGGCCCCUCAUACGCCGUUAGACGUAUCCGUUGCAGACCCUAGAUUAGCCCUGGUCAAAGGUUGGCGUGUUCCACCGGAUUCCGAUGCGGAUCUUGUCAGUCUGUAUUUUUCUCACAGCGCGCCUUCUAUCAAAUCAACCUUGGGUUCCGGUUCCGGCAGGUACCGGAAUGCAAGACGCCGGAAACGAUCGUACUCUUUCGGAUCGGAUGUGGACGGACGCGGAGCGAGCGCCUGGAACAACGGACUUCACGGAAACGGUCAUCAGGAGAGAACACAGUGCAGAGCUCGGUACCAACAAACCACAGUAUCUGUUCACGCUCGCUUCUCGGCCGCCGAUCCAGAUUCGGGACGAGUCACUCACCUCUUAGGCAGGAGAGCAUGGUUACGAGUUACUGAUCUAGUUCUGCCUUUACUAAGAGUAUCAGAUCCUAGAGUUGCAACACUUAAAGGACGAACACUUCUGGGCCUAUCUGCUGGCAGAUGUGAAGUGCAGGCCGUUUCACCUGUUACUGGCCGAGUAAUGGGCGCGAGGGAAGUGCGUGUGGCGUCUGAUAGAGUUGCUAUCGCAGGUCUUCGAGCAAAUGUUGUAUCAGGAUUGCAACUUCGAGUUUCUGCUGCGUCAGAUUCAGGAAACAGUUGGGCUUCUUCGGGCAAUUCCAACACUGGCGGAGAUGAGUACAUUGCAGAGACCUCCGUUACUAGAAAACUAACAGCUCAAUAUCAGGAGGGUCUUCUGGACCUGGACGUAGUAUUUUCUGAUGGUUCAGUAACACCACUACGAGACAUUGACCGUGAUGCGUAUUCACUUCGUGUGCAAAGUUUGGAUUCUGAGGUUGUUGCUUUUGCGCCAAUGCUUGGAUCUUCUCACCCAAGAGUCAUAGCUGUUGGAGAAGGUAGUGGGGAUUUGCUACGCGUUACGUUACUCUUGAACGAGCAAUGCAGGCCGAGAUUACGACAUUUUUUGAAUGGGCAUCCUCGUCCAGGAACUCCACUACCGCCAAUGCCUCACGGCGCAGUUCUGGCAGAAGCUUCAGUAGAUGUGCAAGUGGAUUUUGCACAGAACGAUGUUGGGGAUGUAAAUCACUGGGCUAACAGAAGGACCGAUGCGGUUCAAAACGACAGUGCAGCACGAAGGAAAGGUCGCGGUCAAAAUAAUAUGGACGAUUUGCAGGACAUUCUAAUCAAUAUACCAUUACGAGAUUCGGCACAAUCGGGAUUAGGCUUGACUUCCAGAUCUGCCAGGCCGAGAUCUAGUCCACGACGAGAAGACUUAUCAUCUUUAGAAAUUGGAAUGUAUGUCUUGUUGGCAGCUUUAUGCUUUGCUAUAGUUGUCUUCGUGGUAUCUUGCGUGGUCUACGCUUCUCGUUUGAAGCCUGCACAUGUGGGUGGAGGCGUUACUGUUACUCCUGUGACACGUCGCUCAAGUGGUGCCAACGCCAACGGGAAUGGAAACAGGCUAGCCAACGGCGUUGGAAUUACAGAAAAUAAUCGGGAUUGUUCAAACGCACAUGAUUGGGUUUGGCUCGGACGUGCAACUAUGGACGAUAGGGAGUCUGGCCAUUUGAUGACUAGGGAUGAUCACGUGAAUGGUAACAACGUUGAUAUGCGAAUAAUUGAUAACCCCAUGUCAAUUAAUUAUUGCGAACCUGGGGACUCUAUGAACAAUCAAUCUGGACAACAACCUAGAGCCAUUGAUUCUACAACUUAUUGCAAAAAAGAUCGUAUCAAGCCGCCAAUUAGACAUUCGAGCAACGAUGUUGGACCUCCCGUUCCUCCCCAUGGAGUGGGCAGAUUGCUCCCUGAAGCUCCAUCUCUACCUCCUCAUGGUAUACCUCAGCGCCAUCAUCACCACAUGAAUAACGGAAUGGUCAACAAUCACCAUAGAAUCAGUCAUCACCAGAUGAAUGAUAAUCACCAUCAUCAACCUAUUACUAAUCAUCAUCUCCAAAUGGCGGUGGAUCAUCGCAAUAAGAACGCACAUGAUGAAUAUCGUCCACCAGUACCACCACAUAGAAAUAUUUUGAGAGGUGAAAAUAAGAGAAUGUUGCCAGAAACAGUAGCACCACCACGCAGGCAUCAUCAUAAACACCGAAACAUGAAUAAUCAGUCCUCAAAUCAUCAAAACCAAAAUGCAAAUCACGCCCAUAUUAAUCGAAAUAACGCGUCAAAUGAGGAUAAUGUAAAACCAGGUGAUGCAACUAACAGAUUCGACGAGCUGUUGAAGCAGAAAAAUGCAUUCGAAUUUGAUGAAGAUAUUUUAAAAGUUGACAGAAAUUUACCAAAGCCAAAAACCGAAACAUCACAUAUAGAACCCGAGCAAAUCAUGCUGGAUUCAGGCAUAGGUCUGGGAGAAUUAUCAAGACCUGCUGAACACACACCAAUGAUUGUUGACGAUUCAUCAUCUCAAAGCCAGCAAGAUGGUUCUAUGCAAUUCAUAGAAAGUGAUGAAGUCAACCCUGUAGCUAUGCCAAGGAAUUCAGUAAAGAGAGCUACUAUUGUGGGGAAUCCAAUGUUUUCCAACAACGAUAAUACAUUAGAUUCUCAAGAUAGUAAUGGCAUUGAGAAUCCUGGUGAGAGUCUUGGAUUGGAUGAUCUUGACAUGGACUAUGAACAGAUCAUGCACUAUUUUGAUAAUCUCAAGGAAUCGAAUGCCUGAGUAGAACAGAUCAUUGCGAGGAUUCGUGAGAUCCUGGCCACAUUUCACAGCCAGUAUCGAAGUACUGCACAAUGCGACGAUCUAAUUGAAACCAUCCUUGGUCCAGAUCCUACCUUUGAUGAUGACGUCAGUAAAAGUGACGAUGUUUUAGAAAUUUCAAGAAACAUCAUCGAAGUAGCGAGGAAUGUGGAUCAAGAAUUGGAAGGACUUGUGGUGAGUCAUGCUGCAAGCAAUGGGAACUUAGAGUACUUCUUCGACGGACUUAGCGAAGCAUAUGCAUAAAUACUACAGGUUUUAGAUUGGAUACUAGCUAAUGUAGUAAAUAAAAUU